GGAUUUGUAGAGAUGGUGGGUUUUAGUGUUUGCUGUUAAUUACAGGUGGCUCAAUGGGCGAAAUUUGAGCAAUAUUGUUUUCAGCAGAAUUAUACACUUCAUAGUUUUCUUACGUAAAUCAAGGAUAAUCAGUUAGCAUACUACUACCCUGAUGAGUUGACCCACGGAAUUCUUUUUGGGUUCUUAGUAAUUUGAAAAUUUGUAAAAAAAAGAUUGAAUUUUUCAACAAAUUCGUGAAUGUGAUGUUUGGGUUCCCAAUUUAAAUAAUUUUUAGUGAUCCAUUCUGGUAGAUUCUUCGCGGUCCGCUGCUUAAUUUGACCUCAACUUUGUAUACGUUCUCUCCACAUUAGAAUCUGAUACUGAAAGAUAAGGUUGUUAAGUCAUAGUAGUAGAUUUGCCAACUUCAUGUUCUGGAGAGGUUUGAGGAAUGUGGUGAUAUGAUAUGAGAUUUUUGUUGGGAAGAGGUGGUCGCAAGAGCUAUGGGUGGAGGGGUAGGAUACGUUGAUGAACUAUGUUGUUAUCCUUGUUGAGUAAGCGUUUGUUGGACGUUGAUGCCAGGGAUGCAUAUGGAUUUACUGUGAGACCUCAGCAUCUGCAGAGAUACAGAGAGUACGCUGAUAUCUACAAGAAAGAGGAAGAAGAAAGACUUCAGAAGUGGAAUUGGUUUGUGAAACAGCAAGAAGAGCCCAUUGUAACUCAACCAUCCGGUGAGGUGAAUGUUGCAAGUGUGAAACCCGAAGUCACAGAGCAACUAUCCCACCCUGUUCAGGAGUUGAAUGAAGGGGAUACUUUGUGUAAAGGUGAUUCAGGAGUUGACAUCCAUAAAGAAACUGAUGCUGAGAAGUUGGUGCCUACAGCUGUUAUUAGAACAAAAUCUCAUGAGGUGCAGAAGUGGGUUCCAGUAAGGCGGUCUCUUAAUCAUAUAGAAACUUUGAUGAGUUCUCGUGUACAGAAGAGAAAAGACAUGAGAGGUGAGCAAAUAAAUACCAGUGAUAACCAUCUUCCAUCAAUUGAGGAAGGAAAAAAUUCAGGAGAGGAUUUUGAACAAGCAUGUGAAGAAGUUUCUGACAAUUCCAUGGAUGAUAACAGCCAUAGUGCUGAUGAACAUAGUGAAUUGGUUGAUGAAGGGUGUGUAGAAACUUUGUUUCCUUCAAAAGAAGAGCUAGAGUUCCUUGUUCAAGGAGGAGUGCCAAGGGAUCUUAGGGGAGAGGUGUGGCAAGCCUUCGUUGGAGUGAGAACUCGUAGGAUAGAGAAAUAUUACCAGGGUUUGCUGGAUCCAGAAUGCAUUGAUGGUGACGAGGAACACGAUAAAUCAGAAUCAGGUGAAGAUGGAAAGCGACUGAAUGAGAGUAGAGUCGAUGUACCUGAAAAAUUGAGAAAGCAAAUUGAGAAGGAUCUGCCUCGAACAUUUCCGGGACACCCUGCGCUGGAUGAACAUGGUAGAAAUGCUUUGAGGCGGUUGCUUGUGGCAUAUGCUCGACACAACCCAUCUGUUGGCUACUGCCAGGCGAUGAACUUCUUUGCUGGUUUAUUACUGCUUAUGAUGCCUGAAGAGAAUGCUUUUUGGGCAUUGGUGGGUAUUAUCGAUGAUUACUUUGAUGGAUAUUACUCACAGGAAAUGAUAGAAUCCCAGGUGGACCAACUUGUUUUUGAGGAGUUGGUGCGCGAAAGGUUUCCUAAAUUGGUCAACCAUCUCGAUUACUUGGGAGUGCAGGUUACAUGGAUAUCUGGGGCAUGGUUCCUUUCAAUUUUUGUUAACAUGCUUCCUUGGGAAAGCGUUCUCAGGGUUUGGGAUGUGCUGCUUUUUGAAGGAAAUCGUGUUAUGCUAUUUCGGACAGCACUGGCUCUGUUGGAAUUAUAUGGUCCUGCUAUAGUCACUACAAAAGAUGCUGCUGAUUGCUGCAGUUUAUUACAGUCCCUAGCUGGUUCAACUUUCGAUAGUAGCCAGCUUGUGCUGACAGCUUGCAUGGGCUUUCUGACUGUAACUGAAGAUAGAUUGCAAGAGUUAAGAGAGAAGCAUCGUGCUUCUGUGGUUGAAGUAGUAGAAGAGAGAUCCAAAGGUGCACGAGUUUGGAAAGACCCAAAAGGUCUAGCCACCAAGCUUUAUAGCUUCAAGCACAACCCUGAACCCCUGGUAAAAGAACAAAAACUGGAAGAAGAUUCAGGAUCCAAUUUGGAGAAUCAUUCUGCUGAAUUGGAUAAAAUGCUUUCUGGCCUGGAUAUCGAUUCAGAAUUAAAUUUCCUUCCAGACAUUCAAGAUCAGUUUGAGACAAACAAUGUAAUGAACAAUCCUUAUGAUCCAAUGGAAGAGCUCUGCAUAUGCUAAGCUUCCAGGGCCACAUAGUAUCAUGUUUGUCCCUGGACACUUAUAUUUCUAGCCUAUAUCAUGGUUCAGUUUGUAAUUGGUUUUAAAUUGUUUUUCUUUAAAACAUGUCUAAGAAAACUUGUUAAGCGCAAUUCAUUAAGAACUUUUAUGCAGGUUGUUUGGUUGAAGGUUGAGCUAUGCAGAUUACUGGAGGAAAAAAGAACAGCAGUGCUCAGGUCAGUGAUAAGCCUGCAUUUUUUUCCUUCUUUUGCAUCAUUUUCUUCUGUCAAUCAGUAGCUGAAUAGAAGGUAUACAUGUUUCGCCAGUGUGUCCCCUUACAAACUAAGAAAUGUUUUUUUUUUUUUUUUUUUUUGAAAGGGCACAACCUAAGAAAUGU
Messenger RNA from Oldenlandia corymbosa var. corymbosa, 2702 nucleotides. NCBI's taxonomy places the organism in Eukaryota, Viridiplantae, Streptophyta, Magnoliopsida, Gentianales, Rubiaceae. The record is from the annotation of a GenBank genome assembly.